AUGCCGAUGCCGCCUCCGGCUUCCCCGGAAGUAAACGCUCGACGAGGUCACACGGCUCAAAAGAGUCCGGCGAUCAACGCAGAGCGAGACUUUUGUUCCCGAAGCAACCUGGAAGGUCGGAGAGCGAAACGCCGAGAGGCGGCCAGCCGACCUGCCCGUCCCGACGAGGAGCUUCUUCGUCUCCGCUGCCCGGUAAGACGGCGCUUGUUGACAGAUGUGAAGUUGCUCGAUGCCAUGGAGCCCGAGUGCAAGCGGAGGAAGACUGGCACUGGUGCCCUGCUGUCCUGGGACGUGGUGCCCGUGCUGUCUCCCGAGCAGUGCCAGGACGUGGAGCUGCUGGAGGCCUACGCUGCCCCCAUCUUCAACAAGAGGGAGACGUCGCGCCUGGUGAAGGAGCUGGCCACCGUGUGUCCUCUAGCUGGUCUGCCACACAUCAAGAGGGUGCGGGCCUGUCCGGACAAGCUCAGCCCUCACCCCCUUGAGGUGCUCAUCUGUUUGGCAGACCACAAGGCGCACCAGGAGGUGCCAUCUCUGGAUAUGCUCCUAGCAGGGGCCGGGCCCAUUGACUCCUCCAGUCUUGGAAGGCCAUUUUUGGUGCGGAUAGCGGCCCGGCCCCCUCUGACGAGACAGCAGUUCGAGAAGGCCAGUCGUCACUGGCCAACCUCCUUCCAUGAGGACAAGCAGGUGACAGUGGCCUUGCGAGGUGACCUCUUCACAGAAGAGCGUAAAACGAGAAUGCAAACAUACAUGGAGCUGGCGAUCCAAGCUGCAGUGGCAGGCCAGGCGCAGGGCAUGGAGGCGGUGGGAGCGGUGCUGGUGGAGCCUGAUUCGGGCUCUGUUCUUGCAGUGGGACAUGACUGUCGCUAUGGCCCCAGCCCUUUGCUCCACGCAGUCAUGGUGUGUAUUGACCUGGCAGCACAUGGGCAAGGAGGGGGCGCCUACAAAUACAAAGACUACCUGGCCUGUCGCUUUGUGAGGGCAGUGUCAGGGGUCCACCCUACAGCUGAAGAAGGAGGCCAUGAGGAACUGCCAUACAUUUGCACUGGUUAUGAUCUGUAUGUGACCAGAGAGCCUUGUGUCAUGUGCGCCAUGGCCUUGGUGCAUUCCAGAAUACGCAGGGUCUUCUUCGGGGUGCCCACGCCUGAUGGAGCUUUAGGCAGCAGAUAUAAAAUUCACACCCAGAAAGACUUGAAUCACCAUUAUGAGGUGUUCCGAGGAGUCAUGGCGCACGAGUGUGAGCAGCUGAGUAACAGAACAGCUGGCACGUUUUAA
This is a messenger RNA of Erpetoichthys calabaricus (reedfish), 1272 nucleotides long. RefSeq names its product adenosine deaminase tRNA specific 3 (gene adat3). Gene Ontology annotation, cellular component: nucleus; cytoplasm. The record is from RefSeq and is a predicted model, not a curated record. NCBI's taxonomy places the organism in Eukaryota, Metazoa, Chordata, Cladistia, Polypteriformes, Polypteridae. The coding region runs from base 1 to 1272 and encodes 423 amino acids. Gene Ontology annotation, molecular function: tRNA-specific adenosine-34 deaminase activity. The transcript is spliced from 2 exons.